AUGUCAGACCCCAUGGAGUUGGAGCAGGAUCGCUCGAAACGGAUCUCCAGAUCGAAUGAACAGUUCGGCGAUGAAGUCAAGACCGCGGGCGUCGUAGAGAGGCCAGUCGUCUCCAGAAGCGAGUCGAUCCAAAGCGAAUCAUACGGAUUCUCUGCUGGUGACAAGACCUUCGACAAGAAGCUCCUCUACAAACUGGAUAUGCGUCUAAUGAUCGCCAUGUUCUUUCUCAACUUUCUCUCACUGAUGGGCCGGACGAACAUUGGGGCCGCUCUGAUCCGUCAACUUCCACAGGACCUCCAUCUGGACGCCAUGAAGGUGUUCAUCGUCCUCACGAUGCCGGCAGCGCCGCUGAUACUCUUCGAAGUCCCAAGUAAUCUGCUGAUGCGAUUUCUGGACCGCAAAUUCAACUUCCCUUACAUGUGGUACAUGUGUCUUCUCGACGUUCUAUUGGGUAUCAUCACGAUCGGCCAAGGUUUCGUUCAGAACUUCGACCAAAUGGUCGCAACGCGAUUCUUCGUUGGUGUUUUUGAUGCUGGCCUAAUACCUGGCUGUGUUUUUCUUUGUUCUCUUUACUACCCUCCGAGGCACCUUCAAUGGAGACUUGGACUCAUCACUGUUGCCAAUAUUUGCUCAAACAUCGCCGGAAAUUUCCUUGCAUAUGCGAUCGCCAAUAUUCAAACCACUGAAAAUUUCAAAGGAUGGAGAUGGAUCUUCGUCAUAGAAGGCAUCUUCACUGUGGCAGCUUCUCUAGCCUGCCUUCCUGCUAAUGUUGGGCCUCCAGAGAAAGCCAACUUUCUGACUGAGGAAGAGAAAAGGAUCAUCAAGAACACUGUUGAAAUACGCUCUACAGAGAUUGGUGUUCUGGGCGAGUGGAAAAUGUUCUUUUUGAACCCGCUGAACUACUGCUGGGCUGCCCUUUAUUGCUUCACGACUACAACAGCCUACUCAGUCUCCAUCUUCUCGCCAUCCUUCGUCAAAUCAUUCCACCCGGAGCUGAGCGCCGCCGAUGUGCAGGCGCAAGUCGUACCCAUCUUCGUGGUGGCUGCCGUAGCAUGCCUGACAACAGCGUACGCCGCUGACCGUCUUAACCACCGAGCCGCCUUUGGGCUCGGUGGCUUCAUUUUCACCAUCAUUGGAUACGCUAUUUUGAGACAAGAUGAGCGGGAAAGCUCAAAUAUCACCAUGAUGGCGCUGUACUUCAUUGCUUUCGGCACUUACAUCACCCUUCCCAUGAUAUGGAUCUUGGCAAUGCAAAAUUUGCAGACACCGUUCCAGCGAGCCAUUGGAAGUGGCUUUGUGGUCGGAGUUGGUAACACAUCAGGUUACAUCUCAGCGUGGAUCUUCAAGACAAGCGGCGGCCCGUACUACAAGAACGGAAUGACGAUCAGCAUGAUCUUGGUAAUCAUCGCAUUCGUUCUCCUUUCUGCUAGCUGGCUUUACAUCGAGAUGCAUAAUAGAAGACUUGACAGGGAGGAGAGGUUGCAUCCUUCAGCGACAGCUGGGGCUAAGAGGCUUACUGGGCGAAGUUUUCGGUACAAGGCCUAG
Messenger RNA from Colletotrichum orchidophilum, 1545 nucleotides. RefSeq names its product major facilitator superfamily transporter. Gene Ontology annotation, biological process: transmembrane transport. The record is from RefSeq and is a predicted model, not a curated record. NCBI's taxonomy places the organism in Eukaryota, Fungi, Ascomycota, Sordariomycetes, Glomerellales, Glomerellaceae. The transcript is spliced from 3 exons. Gene Ontology annotation, molecular function: transmembrane transporter activity. Gene Ontology annotation, cellular component: membrane. Bases 1 to 1545 code for a protein of 514 amino acids.